AUGGGUUCAGAGCCAGGCUACAAGGUCGUGCACGAGGCCGGGAAGUCCAAGUUCGUCUGUUUGCCGUGCGGACGGUCGUACAGCAGGAAGCCGAACCUGAACCAACACCAACGCUACCAGUGUGGGAAGGAACCCCAGUUUUCUUGUCCGUGGUGUCCCCAUCGCACGUGGACCAAAGGGAACUUGAAAGCCCACAUGGGGGCGAAACAUACUCAGAAUAUUCUCGAGAAAGAUGCUUUGGAUAGAGCUUCGAGACGGCUGCUGGGGAUCCACAUCUGCGGCGGCUGCGGCAAGAAGUACUCCCGGAAGGACAACAUGACGAGGCACCAGCGCUACGAGUGCAACAUGGACCCUCAGUUCGCCUGUCCUCACUGUCCCUACAAGGCGAAGCAGAAGGGCACUCUCAAGUCACACAUGUACAGGCGCCACACCUGCGGGAAGUGCGGCAAGGAGUACACCCUGAAGCACAACCUGGUCCGGCACGUCCGGUUCGAGUGCGGCAAGGACCCGCAGUUCCAGUGUCCUCAGUGUCCGUACAAAGCGAAGCAGAAGGGGACCCUCAAAUCCCAUGUGCUGUUGAAACACAAAGACUUCCUGCUGACCUCAGGGGUCAAGUUCGGGACCAGUGGGCGCGCCGGCUCCAUCUGCUAG
Molecule: messenger RNA, 651 nt
Organism: Homalodisca vitripennis (glassy-winged sharpshooter)
Lineage: Eukaryota; Metazoa; Arthropoda; Insecta; Hemiptera; Cicadellidae
Product: zinc finger protein 425-like
Exons: 4
Coding region: 1-651 (216 amino acids)
Biological process (GO): regulation of transcription by RNA polymerase II
Molecular function (GO): RNA polymerase II cis-regulatory region sequence-specific DNA binding; DNA-binding transcription factor activity
Source: RefSeq, a predicted model, not a curated record